Molecule: messenger RNA, 867 nt
Organism: Postia placenta MAD-698-R-SB12
Lineage: Eukaryota; Fungi; Basidiomycota; Agaricomycetes; Polyporales; Adustoporiaceae
Exons: 2
Coding region: 1-867 (288 amino acids)
Source: RefSeq, a predicted model, not a curated record
AUGCCCUCCGCAUGCCUCCCGAUCCCCGACCAGCAGCCGGCCGACCACUACGGGCGGUCCCACGCCCAGCGCACCGCUUCCCGCGGCUUCCCUGCUUCCCGCCCGGAUCCGCCUCCAAGCAUCGCGACAUGCACCGCACGCCGCGUCCCCGAGAGGCAGGCUGAAGGACAGCAAAGGAGAAUCGAGCAGGCAGACGGAACGACGGAACCGAAUGGGGCGCCCGUGCCAUCCGUUGCCGCGUUAACGCGCGGGCUGGGCGCGCCGCACAUGGGAGCCCAAGGGCGGAAUGCAGCCUGCGCGCGCGGCUGGGGACCGCGCGGGCGACGGAGAUCGGUCGUCUUGCCCGGCGCGGAGGCGCGCGCCCGGCCGAGCACCAGCGGGCAGGCCCGGGGACGAGAACGCUCACUCGCUCGCGCAGCAGCAGCAGAAGAAGACAAGGACAAAGAGAAGCAGGCGGCUGUCAACUUCCAGCGCUGCGCCAUCGUACGUGAUACCGGCGUGAUGGGAUCACACACGCUCUCGAGGGAGAAGCGCGAAGCCGCGUCCGCUGGGAGUGGGAGCAUCAGUAUGACCGCACCAUCGCCGCAUCGACAUCGACAUCGAUCCACAGAUGCAGAUGCCACGGAGACGGAGGGUGCCCUGCCAUUAGGCAGCGCGCCUGCGGAAUGCAGAAAACGACACGGACGGGGGGACGCACCGCGGACAGAGACAGACAACCGCCUGCGAGCGUGUCUGCCCUGCGCCCUGAGCCGCGGUCUUGGUCUUGGUUUUGGUUUUGGUGGCGAGUCGCGACCUUCGGGACACAUUACUUCGGGGCACCAGCCAAUAAGACGGGCCCGUCUGCGUCUGUGUCCGCGCCAAACGUAA